Messenger RNA from Heterostelium album PN500, 858 nucleotides. RefSeq lists its product as uncharacterized. The transcript has 3 exons. The record is from RefSeq and is a predicted model, not a curated record. NCBI's taxonomy places the organism in Eukaryota, Evosea, Eumycetozoa, Acytosteliales, Acytosteliaceae. The coding region runs from base 1 to 858 and encodes 285 amino acids.
AUGAGUGAAUCAAUGGAAUCAAGUACAUAUCCUUUGAUAAAUAUUAGUGAUACAACAAAAAAAGAUACAGAUAUAGAGCAGCAACAAUUAAAUAUACCUAUCAAGCAAAUGAAAGAGAAACAAAAGGAAAAGGAUAGUUGUGAAAUAAAUGAUUAUAAUAAAAUGUUAAUUGAAACAAUAUAUAGAGAUAAUUUAUUAUCAUAUCAAGAAAAAAUAAACUUUAUAACUAAUAUCUAUCUAUCUAUUUGGUUGGUUGGUUGGUUGGUUGAUUACAGAUUAAGAAAAGAAUAUGAAGAAAGAUAUCAAAAGAGUAUAGAGACAUUCAAGUUGAAUCAUGAAAAGGAAAUUAAUUUAAAGUUGAAACAAUUGGAUAGGUCAAACAAAAAGAGGAUUCUAGAUAUGGCACUGCUGUACAAACAAAAAUUGGAAUACUUGGAAAAGGAACAAACAAUACAACAGAAUGAACUAAUACAAUUGAAACAAGACGAUGCAGAUCGUUUGGCUCAGUUGCACAAGAGUGAACAACUCCUAGUAGAACAGCAGCAACAACAUCAGAGUCUCAUCGAUCAGUUCAAAGAACAAACCGAAUCUAGCAAUGUCAUCUUGGAGCAACGACAACUAAAGAUCGAUAGUCUAGAACAAAAGCAACUGGAAAAUCAACAGGAAAUCACUCGUUUAAUUUCACAAUUGGAUAUUGUAUCCACAACAAUUUCUGAACUUUUAGUUUCAUCUGAUAAUAUUGCAUCUCAAAAUCAAGUAUUUCAGAAAUUCAUAGAAUCAUUAGAAUCCAAUGAUGAUGAUGAUGAAUCAAAUAAUCAAAUUCAAACUCAAAUCAAACUGGAUAAUAAUAAUAAUUAG